CACGCAGCCUCCUCUGCCGCCGCCGCCCGCCGCCGACAUGCCGUCCGUGUCACCCGUACCCAUGCACUUGCCAGAGGGGGCGCUGAUCCCGGAGGACCUGACGUCGGCCGCGGAGAGCGCGACGACGCUGCUGGAGGACGGCGUGCGCGAGGACGGCGCCGAGGACGACGACGUGGAGUUCUCGCUGGACCUCGACGAGCCGCCCGAGGACGUGCUGGAGUAUGCGCACCGCCACCUGGGCGAGACGCCCGAGAAGCGCGACGCCGCCGUCGCCGAGCUGCGCGACUUGGUGUACGAGCGCGGCGACGUGGCCCCGCACCGCCUCGACGACGCCUACCUGCUGCGCUACCUGCGCGCGCGCACCUUCCAGGUGGAGAAGGCCUACAGGCUGCUGUGCAGGUACUACUCCUUCAAGGACGAACACCCGCAGAUGCACAUGAACGUCAAUCUGGACAACCUGCACUGUGUUGGAGACGACAACAUUAUCCACGUGCUGCCAUACCGUGAAAACACGGGCCGCCGCAUCCUCAUCUACAAGAUGGGCAACUGGAACCCAAGCAAGUACGGCAUGGAGGAGCUGUUCAAGGCGUCGCUGGCCGUACUGGAGCUGGCCAUACUGGAGCCCCGUGCGCAAGUGCUGGGCGGCGUGUGCAUCUUCGACCUAGGCGGCCUCAGCCUGCAGCACGCCUGGCACGUUACACCUGCCGUCGCCGACCGAGUCCUGCAGCUCAUGGGGGGCAGCAUUCCCAUCCGCACGCACGCCAUCCACAUCGUGAACCAGUCGUGGAUCUUCGACACCAUCUUCGCUAUUUUCAAACCCCUGCUGGACGAGCGAAUGCGUGAGAAGAUCCACUUCCACGGCAGCGACAUGGAGUCGCUGCACCGCCACGUCGAGCCCAAGUUCCUGCCAGAGGCGUACGGCGGCACGCGCCCCGAGUGGAACUACAUGCGCUGGAUGGACGCGCUGCGCUCCGACGAGCGAGUCAUGCGCGAGCUGCGCAGCCUGGGCUACCGCACGCGCGAUGACCCUCCGCUGGAGGUAGAGGAGGACUCCUACUACGACGACGAGUGAUGGCGCCCCUCAACGGCGGCCUCCGGGCGCGUGGUGUACAUAGUUUUGCGCGCGGGAGGCUGGACGCGUUCGAAUGACGCGCCUCGAGCUCCAAUGAGAGAGCGAGCCUUGGCGCGGACAGUGAUGGUGUAUGGUACACUCGCAGGGAGUGUGAAGCGGGAAGAAUGAAGACGGCGGUCGUGUAGACGGAGAUCAAAUCUUCUGGACCCUCUGUGCGUUGCUUAGCUCCGACUCACGGCGGAGAACAAUUGUCGAUAUGGCACUCUAUAGUUUUAGUUCUUUUUGUUCAAAUAUUUCCAGUGUGUUUAAAAUAAGAUGUAGGUAAAGGAAACGGUUGUUUCCUAUCUUUCAAGCAAUAGAAAUAGCGGGCCAGUCUCGAAAACAAAUGAACGGAACAAACGUACAACCAGUAGUUGAUGUACCUGCAGCAUUUAAAUACUGAAUAGCUGCCGCUCGGAUCUCGCGUCUUUGGUGGGUAUAGAUGCUCAAAAAAUGUAUAUUUUAAAGUUUACUUAUACUGUAAUAUGAACUGUGCCUUGUAAAUGCUUCUCAAACGUUUUGGGACCACGCCCUUCCAUCCAGCAUAAUUAAACUGAAAUAUAACACAUGAUAUGCGUGAUAUCUGGUAAAUAUGUGUUUAAAUGGUAGCAACAAAUCAGAUUCAAAUUGAAAAUGAAAAAAAUAACAUGAUUAAAAAUGUUUCAGUACAAUUUUUUUUCUUCUCGGACGUGGGGUGGCCUUCAAGGUCGAAUUGAACUUUAGAAAUACUUCGUUCUCACUGGAUGCUGUACUCCAGCUCUUCCUUCUUGUGCCUUAAAUUGGUGGACGGUGAUGAUACACAUUUUUAAAUCAGAAAGAGACUUGUUAAAAUAUUCCAUUGGAAAUGAUACAUCAUGCCAUUAUCUUGCCUUGCCUAAUCACUGCCUCUGACAUAACUGUAUUUCUGUGACAACUUCCAAUUCAAUUAUUAAUCGUUUCCACACAUGUAGAAGUUCUGUAUAAAAAGAACGACAAAUCUUAUUACAUUAAGAGCAAUUCAACCAAACCCUGUAUAAUGCAGUCAUGUACAAAAAUGCAUCGAGAGACGCUAAAACGGGUAAAUAUUUGGCCCGUGACUGCUUUUAUAAUAAACGUAUAUUCUCAUUGUUUCUCAGAUGUAUUUUUUAUUUCACCUGCUUCACUUUCAGACCCUCCUAACUACAAG
Messenger RNA from Gryllus bimaculatus (two-spotted cricket), 2276 nucleotides. The record is from the annotation of a GenBank genome assembly. NCBI's taxonomy places the organism in Eukaryota, Metazoa, Arthropoda, Insecta, Orthoptera, Gryllidae.